GUUCGUGGUCAUUGACGUCCAACAGUCCAACAGGUUCUUGACAGCCAACAUGUCAAUUCCGAAAAGUUGGGAGAUUCAUCAAGGAUUUUUGACUGGGCUUUCACUUUUGGGGUUUAUCCUCGUAAUGAUUCCCCUGCCCUUGUUCAUUAAAGCUAGGAAUAUUGGCUGUGUACUAUACAUUUUCUGGGUCGGGUUGUUAUGCCUGUUCACAUUCGUGAACGAUGUUCUCUGGAGGGACAAUGCGAGGAAUCUUGCACCAGUGUGGUGCGAUAUCUGGGUAAGGUUCCAAGCCAUGGGUAGUAUGGGAAUGCUGUCCGCCGGCUUGGUCAUCGCUCGUCGUAUUUCUAUUAUUGCGACGACUACAAGCCUGGCAGUGGAUAGCAAACGCCGGGAGUGGUGUAUUGAUUGUCUCAUCGGGAUGUCUCCCCCAGUAGCACAGCUCAUCAUCUUUUAUUUCGUCCAAGGACAUCGGUUCGACAUUUUUGAGGGUCUUGGCUGCUACGCUGCUACUCCCAUCUCGAUUCUGCUCAUCUGCUUGACGGAAAUAUGGUUCAUUAUCAUUGGUCUCAUCUCUGCAGUAUACUGUGCCAGGACCCUAUAUGCCGUUAUCAAACGUCAUCAGCAGAUCAAAGACUUAUUCUCAGCCGUCUCCGAAGUCAGCCUACACCAAUACUACCGACUGCUCGCCAUGGCCACUGUCGAGAUGUGUUGCACCACACCCCUCAGUGUCUUCGAUUUGGUCGACCUGUCUCAAAUAUACUACCCGUGGAGAGGAUUCCAGGACCUGCAUUCCAAUUUUGACCGAGUGGGCCAGUAUCCCUAUGAACUUUGGGCAACAGAUCUCGGCCAUAUUCGAAGCCAGUGGUACCAGAUCGGUUGCGCCUUCAUCUUCUUCGUGUUGUUUGGCUUCUCUGCAGAAGCUCGCAAUCGUUACCGCCAUGCCUUCAGUUUCGUUGCGAAGGUCAUCCUUCCUCAUAAGCGUCACUCCCGGGGACGUACCAAGCAGCCUGCCGUAGAUAGUCUCGUCUUCGAAGAGUGCCAUACAAACAUGUCAGCAUCACAGCUGUAUCGAAUAGAUAGACUGAGAGAUACCAGGCUCAUAUACAGUAAACAGAAACCUUCGUAUCCUUCGUCUAGCAAACUUCACAAGUACACUACAUUUUUCCAAGACAUGAAGAGAGGCCUAGACAGACAAGAAACAAGGGAGGAAAGAGAAAUCAUGGAGACAAAAGGAAAAGGGAUAUGGCAGCUUGCGGAUAUGCAUGCUAUAUGAUAGAUGGUGGUGGAAAGAAAAUAAACGGUGGAGGAAUGACCGACUACUGGAGGUAUGGUGAAUUCGACAUGGAGACAAGGUAGAAUAGUGAACAAGCGAACGAAAGGACAGUGUAAGCAGAAACGUGACAUUGGAAUGUGAAUCAUUAGCAGGGU
Molecule: messenger RNA, 1428 nt
Organism: Somion occarium
Lineage: Eukaryota; Fungi; Basidiomycota; Agaricomycetes; Polyporales; Cerrenaceae
Source: the annotation of a GenBank genome assembly